CUGCCCAGUAAGUUCUGCUGGAUUCGAUUCGAUUCAAUCAGAUAGCGUGGCUGGCGCAGUUCAAUUUUGAGCUGUAGAUCCACCAUGCAGUCCAUCCUGCUUGUACAACAACUGUACAACUCACUCAAUCUUUCCCUUCAUAAUUUUUCGUUCUCGGAACCCUGAAAGCCUAGACUACUUGUAUAUCAAGAUGCAUUUGCAGACUCUCGCCACGACCAUGGGAUUUUUUACUUUGGAAUCUGUCUGGUGGUUCCUCUCCAUUGGAGGAAUUGUCGGCAUUGCUCUUACUUGUGCAUGGGCAUUAACACUUGCAGUGAUCCUCUACCAAGCGAAACCAUUGACAAAGCGAGCAAGCUUCCUUAAGCCUGCAAUGACUGAACAGCAGAAGAGGGAAUGUCUGAAGGACUUGGACAAGAUUGGAAACCGCUGUGGCCUUGACAAUCUCUGGAAGACUAUGGCUGCCCCUACCGGUACCGGUACCGGUACUACCGUGCUCCUGACAGGAGUUACAGGCUAUGUCGGUCGAUCUGUCUUGCUGCAACUCUUCCAAUGCAUUGCCGCUAACUCCCACCCAGACAAGACCAACACCAAGAUCAUCCUGAUGGUUCGACCCGAGAAGAGGGGGGCUGGUACUGCUCAGGACCGUGUGGACAAGCUACGCCAAGAAGACAUCUUCUCUGACAUUCCAAGGUCCCUGUGGGAUUCUGUAGUGUCCGUCGUAGAGACCAACGGUCUUGCAGAAACGAAUCUUGGCUACUCCAAGGAAGGAUUGCAAAAACUCAAAGAAGCUAACAUUACACACGUUGUUCACAGUGCCGCAGACACGGCCUUCAACAAAGACUUGGCUUGUCUGGCCGAGUCAAACAUCACGUCAGCGCUUCAACUACAGGCGUUCGCACGAGACUGCCCAAGCUGUCAACGCAUGACUUUCAUUUCCACAGCGUUUGUCAACCCUGGAAAAGGAACUCCACAAGACCCUUUGCCAGAAGCUCUGGUGCCUCUGCAUGGAUAUGAUCCUAUCGAACUAUACCAGUCCAUGCGUGGAAACCAGAUCCUGGCUCGUCAAGUCAGAGAUCUACUGGGAUUCUACAACAACUACACAUUCUCAAAAUGCGUCGUGGAACACCUACUCUCUCGCCAAGAUUCAUCGUCAUCAUCGUCGUCAGAUCUGCUACAGACCAGCAUUGUCAGACCAGGAAUCGUUGGUCCUGCCUUUGCAUUGCCCCGACCUGGUUGGAACGGCGCCAUGCCUUCCACCGUCACUGCAUACUCUGUCAUGUGGAUGUCCCGACUCAUCAGAGUCAGCCGAUCCAACAUGGAACCAUUCCCACAGAUACCAGUUGACGUUGUCGCGGUUGGGGUCGUCAACUCAAUGCUUCAAGACCCCACCAAUCAUUCAGAGGUCAACAUCCAAAACCUUGUCUGGGACGCACAAUCCAACAAGAAAUUCGUCUCGUCGGAAACUCUCAUACGCACAGGCAUGACUUGGUGCACCUUCAACGGGCACUUUAGCUUUCUAGAAAUCGCUCUCAUGCUCACACUCAAUGACUUGGCAAAGGCACGUCCAGCUUGGGCCCCGGCUUUGCACGAGAUCUUCAACAAGGGACCACUUCGGAUCUUGAAACUUAUUCAAGACACCUUCCGCUGGAUUGGAAUCAAGGUCGCGCCUGGCUUUCCCGCCGCAAAGAUGCUCAAGUUUGUUGACAUAGGAUCUCUCUAUGAUCCAUUUGUCGCGGGCUCAUUCUACUUCCGCAGCACCAUGCAGAUCCCAGAAAGCUUUGACGUGGACCGAUACGUUGCGGAACAGCUCCAAACAACCAGCAACUUUUUACGCGAGUUGAAAGCACGAGGCAAAAAGGGAAGCAAGAAGGAUAAUCCUUCGGGGUUGAAAUCCGCACCAGUCCAGUCGAAUGAGUUGCAACUGGCUCCACCUGGACGGUGGGAUCUCUGGUGGGCACUGACACAGCCAAGUGGGAGUCUUGCUGUUCGAGUGGUGUGCUACUUGGCAAGCAAGGUCUUCCGAGCCGUCUACGGAGACUCGUCGUUGGAUUUGGAGACUGCCGCUGCUCUGCUGGAUGGAUUGCCGAAAACAGACCGAAAAACAAAGAUCGUUCUUCUUCCAACAUUUAGCUCCCCCGCGGAUAUCAUCCUUGUCCUCUACAUUGCAUUUGCAUUCCCCUUGCUUGGAGUUCCGAUCCCGACUAUCUUUGCAGAAAGGCCCUUUCGUGGUGUCAUCCUUGCCGUGGUCGCCCAAUGCUGCAAUAUCUACUCGGUCGGCGAGGCUCCAAGGAAACAUCUGCAGGACAAGGCCGUCGACGCAUCACUGGCCAUUUUCUUGGGAGAAACUCAAAGCCUUGAAGAACAAGCUGGUCUGGAGACAACCGCAGUACAUGUACUUCGUGCGCUGCAAUUGAGUCGGGAGGACUCCGAGCACGUCUUGAUUCCCAUGUGUAUCCACCAUGACCGUGUUCUGGACGAGACCUCGCAGCAAGAAAUGAAAUGGCAUCACGUACUCAAAUACUUCUUCACUGCUUUGGCUGGAACGGAGAGAACCGACCUUGGAAGUGUCAAAGUGUCGUUUGGGAAAGCUGUGGUCAUGGAUCGGGCCUCUGACGUUCCUGCAAUCUGUGCCAGCAUUCAGAAAGAGCAACGCUUGGUGUCACAAGUGACCGACUUCGUACCGGACGAGGAAGAAAACAGCCUCUGUCUGACAGAGGAAUCCAGCACAUCCAACUUUUCUGAACUGAACAACGGGAGCGGCACAAUCGAGCAAAGCCAUCAGUUUGACACCAAUGACCCCAUCACAACUGAGACGGCGACGAGGAAAACGGCCCCAGCAAAGGCAGAAGAGAAGUUCCCUUUGCUUCCGCUUCGGUGGUAUGUCGUCCCCCUGUUGGCUUUCCUCGCAUACAUGUUGUCACCCUAUGCGAUCUAUGUCAGUGCAUUCUAUGUUGUGACUUGGACAGCAAGCCCAAUCGCGGAUUGGCAUAUUGUCAAGUUAGCCCAACGGAGUUUAAGUGGCAGAUACGGCAAUCUUCCUCUUCGCUUCAAUCUCACAGGCAUUGCCAUCCUUUCUUGGCUGGUCUUUGUGAGGUAUCCACUGGAAACUGUUCUUUGGUAUCUUGAUGAGAUUCUGUUUCCAGGCUACAGCAGAACAACGAUUGAGGAACCCUUGCUCAUCUUGGGACAGCCUCGCUCUGGAACAACCAAGUUCCAGGAUGUCCUGUCAGCCGAUCAAGAUACAUUCUGCUCCAUGUACCUGUAUGAGAUGCGGUACCCCUUUCUUACGGUUCAGUAUCUCGUGGAUAUCAUGUUCAAGAUGGACCAGAAGUGCUUGGGUGGACAAGGUUACAAGUUGGCACUUGGCUUGGGUCUCCUGUAUGUUUUGCCUGAGACGGGAGAGCGGAAGAUGAUGAGGCGGCUUCGAUACGACUUGCCAGAUGAAGAUGACAAUCUUUUCUUGUUUCACGGCCCAGCCCACUUUGCAUUGACUGGAGUGUUCCCCUCAGAAGUGAGAUCACUCUGCCAAUUUCGUGAUCUUCCCAAAACAACCCGUAUUCGCAUGAUGCGGUUCCAUCAGAAAGCGGUCCAGAAGGUCAUGUACCGUCGUGGAAGAGGCAGGCACUACCUUUGCAAGUGGGUUGCUGGUUGGAAUGGUCUUCUGGAUGAAGCCAAAGUUGUAUACCCCGAUGCUAAGCAUGCAGUGAUUGUGAGGGACCCCAGGGAACAGUUGCCUUCUUGGAUGAAGCUGCAGGGCUUAUUGAGCGAGCAGCUAGCCGGGCACAAUGUGAUGAAGAUGCCUGAAGUGAGGAGUGCAGUCAUUGACAUCAAUGUUCAAUGGCACCAGACACAGGCUGAGUUUUGUGCUGCCUCUGCAGGCAAGAACAACCUACAGAUCAUCCAGUUUGACGACUUUGUGGAGAACAUUCCCAGAGAGGUUUCAAAAGUGUAUGACUUGCUUGGUCUCUCGGUCCAACCUGGCUCUGCCUUUCACGAUUCCUUGGGGGAAGCUCAUCGUAACCAAUCCAAGCACAAGAAGACUGUGAUCAGAAAAGAAGAGGAGUUCAUUACGGAAGAAGAGAUCUUGUCCCGGUUUCCUCCUCUUCGAACAUAGCUAGGCAGCCUUUCAGCCGCUAUAGUCAAGUCUAGCUAUUCAUUCGUCCAUUAGAAAGUUCGCCUCUUACGUCCUAAUAGUUUCGUCUAUAGCGGGUGUAAUCGUACAGUCGUACGGUAGUGCGCUGUUGCUGGUGCGUUUUGGUAAUAAUGCAUUCUCCUUAUCGUAAAUUUC
Messenger RNA from Seminavis robusta, 4288 nucleotides. Lineage: Eukaryota; Bacillariophyta; Bacillariophyceae; Naviculales; Naviculaceae. The record is from the annotation of a GenBank genome assembly.